CAUCUAGUGUCGAAUAACAAAUCAUCCAUUGUUUCAUCGACGCGCCAAAGAUCUAGACCAAUCAGAGAAAGUUCUAUUGGCCACGUGGUGAUCUCUGAUAUAUAAUAAACAAAUAGAGCGAAGAGUUUCCUGCAGGUAGACUAAGUCAGAUUCAGUGAAGCCAAGAACACAGACGUCAUCAUGGUGUUCUUAAGGCUAAAUACUCUGUUCGUAGCUGGUUGUGCCAUUUUUAUGUUACUUCAAACUGUUAAGGCAGACAGAAAAGCUAUCGACAAACAUGAGCAGAAUAAACAACAAUUAAAAGACGAGUCUAAUAUCAACAGCAGUCAUAACAUCAGUGUACAACGAAGGCAAGAUAAUGGAUUUGAUUUUAUGAGCUAUUUCAUGGGUCGUCAAGCACCACAACAAGCUAAUGCAGGCCAGCAACAACUGCAACAAGCUCAACAACCCUUAAAUGUGCAGCAACAACACCAGCUGCAGCAACAGCAGUUACAACAACAACAGUUACGACAGCAGCAACAAUUGCAGCAACUACAGCAGCAACAGCUUCUACAGCUGCAACAACAGCAACAAGCUCCUCGAUCUGCUGAUGUCAUUUACCAAGACAACGUCAUCCAGCAACAAAAUCUCCCGCAAGCUGUCUUGCAGCGUGAUGGUGGAUACGGUGGUAUUGGCCUCGGCAAUACAUACCAGUCAGGGGGAUAUGGAAGUCGCCCUAAAGAAAUCGCUAUAAAUAUUGGUGGUAAUAAGCCUCCGAAUGUUAUUUCAGUUGGUAACAUUCUUACAUUGCUCCCAAGAAUUAUGAAUGUCUUAAGCGCAGGAGGUAAAGUUAUGUUUGGAGUUGAAUUAGGCAACAAUUUCUAUUUCGGUCCAGUUGGAGCUAAGCCUAUCGGAAAACCUAUAUAUGGUUAAAAACUCCAGAGAGAAAAAUCUGUUAUUGAUACGACAGAAGAGAUUUUUAACAUAGCUGAGGGAGCUAAGCAGGAAGAGUUUAACGCAAAAUAUCAAAGUUAAAAAAUACCAUCAAAGAAUUAGUUUACUGCUUAAAUUUUCCUUGUUGAGAAACGAAUUGGAAAUUAAAUACAAGAUGAAGUGUACCAAAAAGAAAAAAGAAACGAAGUCUUUAUAAGGUAACCUUAACACAAACGACUGGAAAUAAACUUCUGUAGCAAAUUUUUAUUCGGAUUAGGUAAUUAUCCAAACUAAUUACCGAACAUUUUUAAAAAUUUCAAAGCAUGUAAUUACUGCUACAGGUGUCCCUCUUAAAGCAUAGGUUUGUUUUUAUAGGAGAACAAAAUUGCAAAAACCCUCUCAUAGUACGGCAACACGGUUUUAUACUAGCACGUUAGUGAAUAUGCGUAAGCCUUCUUAUAACACUUUAUGUAUGUACAUAUUUUGAUAGCAGGAUUUUUAUUCUAAACACUUACAGAAUUGUGUUACUCACUUUGCCAUCGUGUAUAGUACAGAAUAAUAACCUAUUUACAUAUAUACACACACAAAUAAAAUAAAUUUUGGGAAUACUCGCACUUUCCUACAUCUUUCGAAAUAGAAGACGUGUCCAUUAUGUACGCAGUACAUAUAUUCUCUUCCACACUUUCGGUUGGUAGACUGCAUAAAUUACGUAAUUGCGAUAACUGAAAAUUUUCAUAAAAAUAUGUUCGAGUAUGUGUUCCUUAUUAGGUUUGCCGUUUUCAGGAGUAAGUAUUGCGAAAGUCCCAAACUAUUCCUGAAAGUAAGAAAACAAUUUUUAAAAGAAAACUUACGAAAACGAAUAUAGAAUAUUUUGAAUACUUUGCUAAAAGAAGAAAAGACAUCCGAUGUUACAGAAAGUCUAAAUUUAAGGAGGAAACAUUGAAAACAAUUAAAAAAUAUUUUUUUUUAAAGUUUUCGAAACGCAUUCCUCUAUUUUAUAUUAGUCUCCCAUAACACAGUUUCACACAAUUCAGUAUUUUCCAGGAACGUAUCUGCAGUGUUAUAGGAGGGAUAGCUGUAUAUUGGAUUUCAUGUUACUCCUCAUAUUCUUACUACAGUCUUUUUACUUAAAUAUACAGAAAAAAUAAAUCUAGUUUUUAAACCUUUUUUCAACUAUUUUACACAUUUGUUUUAAAUUACUCUAGAUGUCUUACCUUAAUUUCGUAAUAACAUAAAUGUUUUAUUUUUGAUGAUUAGAUAAUAUUUCUUCACUAAUGGAAGGCAACUGCUAAAAAUUACAAAAUUUUAACCAUUUUUUGAUUUUAGAAUCACGUGUUAUAAGUAUUGUUUCUGAUGAAAAUUCAAUUCUGAUGUUAAUUCAGUAUGUGUUUUAAAAGUCUAAAAAAAUCAUUUUAUUAUCUUGACUUAUAAGUAUAUUUUAAUGUCAGUUAAUAACAUUGUGUGCUGACACUAGGGAAAGCAAUUACAUUCAUGAAGGAAAACUUUCAUUUAAAACAUUUUAUUGCUUCAUAGUCAAUAGUUCCUAUUUUCAUUAUCAAAAUAUAUUUUACUUCAUAACUAGGGAAUAAGGAGUUAGAGUGAUGGGUUCUUAAAACCCUUUGAGUGGAUCUCAAAAUCUAAUCCCGUAAAAAACUUGCAUAAGUAACUUCGGAUUUUAAUUCUACUUCUUAGUUCUGAUAUCAAAUGUUUCAUUUUUAUUUCUUAAUAUUCUAUCUAUUAUUUGGAAUUUUAAUUUUAUAAUUCAUCCUUCAAUUUGAAAAUCCGUAAAGUAACGGAUUAAUAUUUCAAUUCAGCUACUAAUAUUCAUUAUUUCAUUAACAGUAGGAACAGUUACAUACCAUUAAAAAUCCCUUACAGAUUCGGUGGGACUUGAAAAUAUUCAGAAUUUGAAAACCUAAAUAAUAUAAAUGCUUUAAUUUAAAAACGAAUGGACAUAUGAAUACUAUAUAUGAGCGGAAAUCGAAGAAAUAAAUGUAUGGCAUUAGGCCUGACGCUAGAAGCCAAUGUAACAAAUAUUUAUUUUCAUUGUAUAUAUCAACUAUUUGUAUUUAUGUAAAUUAUAUAUGUGAACAUAUUUUUUGUAAACUGUUGUUUAUCAAUAAAAUUAUUAAAAAAACAGA
Messenger RNA from Stegodyphus dumicola, 3053 nucleotides. RefSeq lists its product as uncharacterized. NCBI's taxonomy places the organism in Eukaryota, Metazoa, Arthropoda, Arachnida, Araneae, Eresidae. The record is from RefSeq and is a predicted model, not a curated record.